This is a messenger RNA of Racocetra fulgida, 120 nucleotides long. The record is from the annotation of a GenBank genome assembly. NCBI's taxonomy places the organism in Eukaryota, Fungi, Glomeromycota, Glomeromycetes, Diversisporales, Gigasporaceae.
AUGUCUAAAGUCUAUACUGCCAGAAUUCAAACUACAUCUCGGGUAUUAAGUAGUAGCAGCAGUUUAUGUGAUUUGGUUAAAGCUUUGGAUGAAAGAUUAGAAAAAGAUAAAUUUAGUUGA